UUAGUCUGCUCGCUCCAGACCUCUUCGUCAUCAUCCUCGUCCUCCUCCACUCCAUAGACCGCUACUACAAGCUCCCUGAUCCACGGAAUCCGAUACGGGCUACGUCUCGCGCAGUUCGUCGCGCCGCGCCAGAAGAAGACGCACCAAGGCCUCCGCAGGUGGUCAAAACGCCAUGCCCGCCGUGCAAGAGGACCCGCAGCAACAAGCCCAGAUGCAGGCGCAGGUGCAGGAACAGCAGCGACAGCAAGCACUGCAGACGAUGCAGCCGUUUGACUGGAUCGGACCGGACUCGACCAGCAUGAACGGGCCCGUCACCAAGGCGCGCGCAGAACGCGGCGAGAUUCCUCCGCGCCAGGGAAACCCGAACCAGGCUCUGGCCACGGGCGUGGGCGAGACCAAAGGUAGCAGUCUGGAUGACCAAGACGGGCUCAAGUUGAAACUGGAGCUGAAUCUCGACGUCGAAUUGGAAAUCAAGGCUAGCAUACGCGGUGAUUUGACUCUGGCUCUCUUAACCUAAGAGUUCCCCGGGUACAUAUAAUAAAGGCGUCACGGGGCGUAGGUCUUGAGAGCUGUGAACCGCCACUUCCACGCCGUCUAUUGAUAAUAAAUUGCUUCUGUUCUUUGUUAUUUCUAAAUCCGACUUUUCUGGUA
Xylona heveae TC161 is the source of this 651-nucleotide messenger RNA. RefSeq lists its product as hypothetical. The transcript is spliced from 4 exons. Lineage: Eukaryota; Fungi; Ascomycota; Xylonomycetes; Xylonales; Xylonaceae. The record is from RefSeq and is a predicted model, not a curated record. Bases 173 to 517 code for a protein of 114 amino acids.